This is a messenger RNA of Suhomyces tanzawaensis NRRL Y-17324, 741 nucleotides long. RefSeq lists its product as uncharacterized. Bases 1 to 741 code for a protein of 246 amino acids. The record is from RefSeq and is a predicted model, not a curated record. NCBI's taxonomy places the organism in Eukaryota, Fungi, Ascomycota, Pichiomycetes, Serinales, Debaryomycetaceae. The transcript has a single exon.
AUGGCGUCGUUGGCCAAAAACAUCAAGCUUGUGGACUCAGAAAACCUCGCAUUGAAAUCGAGUCUUCUCUCGCUCAUCCACGACUAUAAGUACUUGAAGGAUCUCGUACUCAACAAAGGCUACGGCGAGGUCGAGGACGAAGACCUCGACAAGAACGUGCACAAACGGUCGUAUGGCGAGGUCGAGGUCAAGGAGCAGCUCGAUUCCGAAAUCGCGACAUCGGCCCUCAUGAACGAAUUAAUCAACGACAUGAACGAUUUGUCGUAUACCAAGAAGAGCCAGAGCAAGCGCAAAUUCAACCACUAUAAGGACUUCGAGAAGCUCGACACCGUGGAAGAUUCCGACGGUGACAUCGACUUCGAGGACGACGAAGACGACGAUGCGCUUUCUCCAUCGUCCACCGCAUUGUCGCGGACUACCUCGCCUUCCAGCGACUUCGAGAACAACUCGUUGAUGAGCUCUCUCACCCGUUCCACCACGGUUUCCUCGGUGAAUACCAUCACCAACCAGGUGCCCAUGCUCGACAAGAAAGGGUAUCCCUUCAAGAAUUCGAGCAGGCUUUUCGAGUUGCCUCGGUUCGAAGAGCACGCCAGUAGCGACACAUACUCGUUCCAGUUCGACGACGCUCUCAACGCCGACCAGGACCAGUACCACCGGAUCAACGACUUCUUGGAGGAAAAGUUGCUAACCAACGACUUGGACUAUUACGUCGAGAACCAGUACGGGGACAGGAAGUGGUAG